Messenger RNA from Penicillium manginii, 621 nucleotides. RefSeq names its product adenine phosphoribosyltransferase APT1. Gene Ontology annotation, molecular function: adenine binding; AMP binding; adenine phosphoribosyltransferase activity. NCBI's taxonomy places the organism in Eukaryota, Fungi, Ascomycota, Eurotiomycetes, Eurotiales, Aspergillaceae. Gene Ontology annotation, biological process: AMP salvage; adenine salvage. The record is from RefSeq and is a predicted model, not a curated record. The coding region runs from base 1 to 621 and encodes 206 amino acids. Gene Ontology annotation, cellular component: cytoplasm. The transcript is spliced from 2 exons.
AUGUCCCAAUCCUCCGCCCCCGAUGCCUCCGCCCAAGUCACCGGACACACCACCGCCCAUGCCUCCAGCGCCGCCGAACUCGCCAGUCUUAAAGUAAGCCUGCGCGGUGCUCUGCGUCAGUUCCCGGACUUCCCUUCCCCCGGCAUUCUCUUCGAGGAUAUCCUGCCUAUCUUCGCCGACCCGACCCUGCACGAGGCUCUCAUCCGUUCCCUCGAGCUGCACAUCCUCGAGCACGCCGGCGGCGUCAAGCCCGAUGUCAUCGUCGGCCUGGAGGCCCGCGGUUUCUUGAUGGGUCCCAGCCUGGCCCUGCGCCUUGGUGCUGCCUUUGUCCCCGUUCGCAAGCAGGGCAAGCUCCCCGGCCCCUGUGAAACUCAGGGCUACGAGAAGGAGUACGGUACCGACUUCUUCCAGAUGCAGGCUGGCUCUAUCAAGCCCGGUCAGAAGGUCAUUGUCGUCGACGACAUCAUUGCUACCGGCGGCUCUGCUAAAGCUGGUGGCGAAUUGAUCCAGAAGAUGGGCGGCGAAAUCCUCGGCUUCAUUUUCCUCCUCGAGCUUGAAUUCCUCCACGGCCGCGACAAGCUCCCCGCCCCUGUCCACACCCUUCUGACCGGCCAGGCCUAA